Messenger RNA from Lingula anatina, 1070 nucleotides. RefSeq names its product protein-L-histidine N-pros-methyltransferase CARNMT1. Gene Ontology annotation, molecular function: carnosine N-methyltransferase activity. The record is from RefSeq and is a predicted model, not a curated record. Lineage: Eukaryota; Metazoa; Brachiopoda; Lingulata; Lingulida; Lingulidae. Gene Ontology annotation, biological process: carnosine metabolic process. Gene Ontology annotation, cellular component: nucleus; cytosol.
GGAACGAAUGGACAUUGAUUUUCAAAGCUGUAGCAAGAGCUGGAGGGAAUGUUUUAGAUCUUUGGAACUCUUCCCAGCCACUGAACGAAAACAAUGCAGAAGCACGAAAACUCAAUUCCACAUUGCAUCAGCACUACAAGUCGUCAUCUCUUGGGGCCUGGGAGACCCUUGGUGUAACACGGGCAAAGGUGGCGCUGUAUGAUACUAAUGGGGUAGAAGUCGUCCAACUCGUCUUUAAUGCGUCCGGCACGAAUAAAUUUUCAUGGUUUGCCAGAGAUCGUCUUCUCUCCUCUACUUAUGUCGAUAUUCUCUCAGCCGAUACUAAUGUGUAUGGUUACCAUUUCGGACUUGUCGGAUGUCACAGUAUUGAGAUCUACACUAUCCAUCCCUGGGUGCAUCAGUGGUGUAACAACAUGUCAAAUGCGGAUCAACUGAAAGCUGUGAAAUUCCCAGACAUCAACCCAUCAGAGAUGCCGUCAAAGUCUGAGUUUUCUAUGGCUGCUGGAGAUUUCCUAGAAGUUUAUACAGAAGCAGAUACAUGGGACUGUAUAGCAACAGUGUUUUUUAUAGACACAGCUCACAAUGUGAUUGCCUAUUUGGAAACAAUAUGGAAAAUACUGAAACCAGGAGGUUACUGGAUAAAUAUGGGUCCUUUGCUGUAUCACUUUGCCGACAUGCCUAAUGAACUGUCAAUAGAGCUCAGCUAUGAAGAUGUCAAAAAGGUUAUACUGCAGUUGGGCUUCCUAAUCCUGGAGGAGAAGACGAAUAUCAAGUCCGGGUAUACAGAGAACCCCAAGUCUAUGUUGAAGUAUGUCUACGACUGUGUGUAUUUUGUGGCACAGAAACCAUUAACUGGUAGCUGACAAAACUGAGUUAUAGAAUAUCUUACAGUUCUCUGACAAUUCCUCGUAGACUACCCAGAAGACAACUUUGAUCAGUAACCCUGCUGAAAGGUCCUUUGACUUCUUAGCAUUUUUGUGACAGUGGAUGUCUUUUUUUAUCUUUGGUGUAAUAUGUCAGCUGAAGAACUUGAAUUUUAUAAAAAGCCAAUAAAAGAUAUCUAACAAGAA